Molecule: messenger RNA, 906 nt
Organism: Drosophila serrata
Lineage: Eukaryota; Metazoa; Arthropoda; Insecta; Diptera; Drosophilidae
Gene: mRpS2
Product: mitochondrial ribosomal protein S2
Biological process (GO): translation
Cellular component (GO): mitochondrial small ribosomal subunit; ribosome
Molecular function (GO): structural constituent of ribosome
Source: RefSeq, a predicted model, not a curated record
AGAAGAAGAAGAAAGGUUAUGAAAACACGAGCCGCUCAAAAUGUUAAGAAAAUCGCUUGGAAACCUGCCUCGCUUUGGUCAACUCUGCGGCCUGCCUCGUCGCUUGCAGAGCACACAGCCGGAGCAAGCAGAGCCGGAGGACAUUGCCGUGAUAGAGCAACGGAUUCUGAAGCAUCCGGAUUACUUCCAAGUCCAUAACCUGUUCACCGUACGCGAUCUCUUCAACGCCCGUGUUCACUACGGUCACAAGGAUGGCUCCCUAGAUGACCGCAUGCGUCCUUAUUUGUUUGGCAGCCGGCUGGGACACUUGAUCUUCGACUUGGACAAGACGGCAUCACACCUGCGGGAUGCCUUGAACUUUGCCGCACACAUCGCCUUCCGGGACGGCAUUAUUCUCUUCUUCAAUCGCAACGCUUUGAACGCCCAUCUCGUAGAGCAGAAGGCCCAGGAAGCGGGCGAGUUCUCACACACACGCUUCUGGCGCGGCGGCAUCUUUACCAAUGCUAAUGUGCAGUUCGAUGCCGUCACCCGGUUGCCCGAUCUCUGCAUCUUCUUAAACACGCAGAACAAUGUGAUGGCCCAGCACACCGCAGUGCGGGAUGCGGCCAAAAUGGCCAUUCCUACAAUCGGAAUUGUGGACAGCAAUUGUAACCCGAACUUGAUCACGUAUCCAGUGCCCGGUAACGAUGACUCUCCGGCAGCUGUGGAGCUUUACUGCGACCUCUUCAAGGAGGCUAUUCUGAGGGGAAAGCGAGAGCGUCGUCAGCUCCUGGGACUACCGCCCCUCGACGAAACGCAGCCCAGACGCAGCCGUAAACCCAAAAAAUAGCCUUAAGUAGUAUGUUGAUUUUGUUACAAUUUAUCUUCUGCUGAAUACAAAUGCCGAUUUCCAUCGGUUCAGAAGGA